Molecule: messenger RNA, 1081 nt
Organism: Pelagomonas calceolata
Lineage: Eukaryota; Pelagophyceae; Pelagomonadales; Pelagomonadaceae
Source: the annotation of a GenBank genome assembly
AUUGGCUUUUCGCGGCCUAAUCUAGGUCAAAUCGCAGCCAAUCACAGGCAGCAAGCGUAUACUUAAUAACCAUGCCGCUGUGCGCUGCGCCUGUCCCGCACGGGUGCGAACGGGCCCGAAACUCCGCACCCGGGCAGCCGAAAGCAGCGCCGCGAGCGCGCACGCCGGCCACGAACAGAGCGCCGCGCUCGCCGCCGGCCACGAAAACAGCGCCACGAGCGCCGCAAGCGCCGCGCGCGCCGGCCACGAACAGAGCGCCGCGCAAGCCGCCGGUCACGAACAACACCAAGUCGCUGGCAGCCUACGCGCGCGACUCCCACUGCGAACUGCUGAUUCUUCCGAUCGUCCUCGCGCACGUCCUGUUCCUGCGCCGCCGCCGCCGCCGCGGCGCGGCCAAGGCACAAGACUCGGAGCUCGCGUACCCGCUGCCCGUGGAGGACACCAAGCCGCGCGCGCGGCCGCGGCCCUGCACGACGUCGCCGCCCGCACCCCAGCGGAAGAAGCUCUGGGACGGCGGCCCGACGACCGCGGCCGUGCACGACGCCGCCGCGGCGCAGGCCGGCCGCGACGCCAAGUCGGGACAAGAGGCGACGGAGCGCCAGCGCGCCGUCGCCGAGAGCGAGAACGAGUUCCUGCGCGAGUUCGAGGCGUUGUUGCGCGGCGGCUUGGACGUGGACGUGCGGCCGUCGGACGAGUGGCGCAAGGCCAACGGGAGCCGCGCGACGGUGGAACACGCGCUGCUCUCGCUCGGCACGGACACGCGCGGGCGCGCGCGCUGCGCCUGGACCGUCGCUGAGCGGGAUACGGCGUUCCUCGUCGCGGAGAUGCGCUGCGUCGCGCGGCCGCUGCCGGCGGAGCUCGGCGAGCUCUCGGCGCGGAGCUUCAUCGUGCAGCACGACGGCGACGCGACGCUGGUCCACUGCCCCUCGGAGGACCUGGCGGACCUUUGUGUCGCGGGCUUCAAUCUUCUUGCUGAUCGCGAGGUUGAAAAAGCGCGCGCGAACGCCUGGAAAAAGGGCAAGACGCCGUCGGCCAAGAAGGCCCUCGGCGACUCCAACUGACUCCCCUGUUUAAUGACGAC